AUGGGUAUAGAGCUUAAUUUAAGUGAUUUAGAGCUUAAUUAUGGUAAUCCUCCACAAAAAUUAAAUUUAAAACCUUCAUGCUCAGUAAUUUUUCUCCUAAGCGUUGGCAUUUUAAGUCAACCUACGUCUUAUACUUUUUAAGAAAUAGUAAGGUAUCUAAGCUCAUACUAUACCUAAAUUAGUUAAAAAUAUGAUUAUUUUAAUUCUUUUAACAAUCCAGGAAAGCUCAUAAGUGAUGUAUAAGCAUUUCAGUAAGCGCUUUUAAUAGCAAACAAUAAUGGCAUUAAUCCAUAAAACUCUUUAUUCACUAUUGCUUUGGAUUCACCUUUUAAUUAACUAACAAUAUCUUUUUUCUUGAAAUUUUUAUAAAUACCACCCACUACUAAUUAAUAUUUUUGUAUUAAUUUUGACCCAGAUUUAUUUUGUGUGUAAUUUUCUAAUAACUAGAUUUUAUUUGGAGGGUAAUAAGCCACUUAUAAUUCAUUAGAGUGGAAUAAUAUCAUACUCAUAAGGAAUCAUAAUAUUAUGGAAGGAAAAAUUAUACUAAUUAUUAAUAACUCUUAAUAGUUGGAGAUUCCAAAUAAUCUCAUAAGAAUAUAUUCUGGUUCUAUAUUAUAUUCGCAAAAUAAUUGUUAUUUAGAAAGUACAGAUGGAUCAUGCUUAGUUUGUAUGGAUAAUUAUUUACUUGAUUUUUAAAAUAAAAUGUAAUGCGUUCUCAAAAAUACAACAAACACUGAUAAUUUCAUUAAAGGGGUUAAAGAUUGGAAUCCUCCUAGAAAAUUAUGUCCUUAAAAUAUGAUAAAUGAUAGUUCUUCUUAAAAUGGUUGCAAAUGUUUAAUAGGAUUUUAUUUAGCAGGAGAUAAUUGCGUAAAAUGCCCUACAUACUGCAGAAAUUGUAAUAGUCCUAAUGACUGCUCAAAAAUCAGAGAUUCAUUAGGUAAUUGCUUAGAUAAAAAUGCUUUUGAUGAUGGGUAGAAUUGCAUAACACCCUUUUUCAUUUUAAAAGAGAGGUAAAAUAUAAGAAUAUCAAAUUAACCAGACUAUGGGUAGUUGUGCAGUAAUAUGGAUGCAGAUAUCAACAAAUAUAUUUUAUCGAGACCGAAUUAAGAAAUAAAAAUUGCUUAUAUUGAAGAAAACUUAACAUUAACUGCCCAUAGUUAUAUAGAACCUCUAAUUUGA
Messenger RNA from Tetrahymena thermophila SB210, 1179 nucleotides. Its product is annotated as bowman-birk serine protease inhibitor family protein, putative. The record is from RefSeq and is a predicted model, not a curated record. The transcript is spliced from 5 exons. Lineage: Eukaryota; Ciliophora; Oligohymenophorea; Hymenostomatida; Tetrahymenidae.